GCGAUGUGAUGUUUUCGCCCUUUGGAAUGCCAGUCUGUUUUAUUUACCCCCUCCAUUUUCCUAUUAAAGACGGCCUUGGUUCUCUGUGUCUCGCUUUCUUUGUGAGCAAGAGCGGGAAUUCCUUUUGAGAAGGUCCUUGUUAUACAUAAGAGAGAGAGGAAAUGGGGGGCGGAGUGUUGGAGAGCUUUCAACCCAUAUUUGGAAAAGUAGAAGGUGUUACAGAGAGCGACAUGCCGCUUCAUUCCUUCAUAUUUUUGGUGUACGCAGCUGAUGGCACUCGCCUGAGAAUACAGGUCUCUGAUUUCCAAACCAGCAACACAUGGGAGACUAUUCAAACCAUCCAUCAGCUCGAGGACCUGAGGGAUGAUGUUGGAGUUGGUGGUUCAUUGAAUGAAUUUGUUGACUAUAUUGUGACAUCUUUAUCAUCGAGCAAUGUCAAGCUUGUAUUAGGAAGCCCGAUGAAAUCGGAUGGUCGUUAUGAUGCGUCAUUUGCCAAGCUGACAGCCCAGAAGGCUAAAGGAAUGCCUCGGAUAUCCUUUUCUCUUGCAAAGCUUGUGGAGACUUCAGCUAGUGAUGUUAUGCGCAACAUUUCUUUCGAACUAUUUGAAGUUUAUAAAAGAAAAAGUGAUGCGGUUGUCAAAGAGCAAGGACGCUGUUGUCAUUUGACAUCUUUAUUAUGUGCUGAACAGGCUAAAAGCCAGAAGCUUCAAAGUGACCUUGAUGCCAUCCUUCCUUCUAGCAAACGGAAAAUACCCAAGUUAACCCCCACGGAGCUGUCCAGAGAGCUGAAAUCUGUUACUCCAAAAAAUUUACUUGGUAAUCUUGAUACAAAAUCUAUUCAACCAAGUCAAGAUGCUGUUGAUUUGAAAUGUGGUUCAUUUACUCAAAUCGCGCCAGGGACAGCACAACCUCAACAUUCUGCACCUUCCAAAACAAGGAAGAAGGUUAUCCCACAACACAGGCGAGGCUUAAUCUUGGUGGAUGAUGAUGAAGGAAACUAACAAUUGCAGGCAAAAUUGCUUCUUUGAUGAAAGCAUGACUGCCUAUUAAAAAGACCUUGUUCAAAAGACAUGAGGUCUCUCAGUUACAAAAAUACAUUCUUCUCAGGACAUGAAAUGAUUAACCCUCAGGAUUGUCUAAUGUCACUGUAAGUUUUGUGCUGCUCAAUCUCACAUAGAAUCAUGGAACAUUAAUGGGCUAACAUUGGACAUUCUCUACACCUUGAUUUUUUGUAAAUGUAUUGAUGUUGAAUUUCGAUUCACUGUGGCACAACCACAUGUAUGGGCGGAUGCUUCCUCAUCCAUUUUAUGGUCAGGAAAAGAAUGAUUUCUGAA
Molecule: messenger RNA, 1334 nt
Organism: Amborella trichopoda
Lineage: Eukaryota; Viridiplantae; Streptophyta; Magnoliopsida; Amborellales; Amborellaceae
Product: U2 small nuclear ribonucleoprotein auxiliary factor-like protein
Source: RefSeq, a predicted model, not a curated record